AUGACGGCACGAGUAACGCAGUGGUUCUUCUUGUUCGCAGGAAUUAUCUACGGGACAGAAGCUGUUGCCUUAGAUGUCCAAUGCGGUAAAGUGAAUCGGCUAGCAGGUUACGUAAUAAACGCCGAAGAAACGGAAAACGUUUGGCCCUGGCAUGUAGCUAUCUACAAUUCUUCCAAUGAUUAUAUUGCUGGUGGUUCGAUCAUCAGCGAGCGAUUUGUGCUGACAGCAGCUCACGUGACCUUUCGCAAUGAACAUAUCGCUCUACAUCCAUUCGAGCUGCACGUUCGAAUGGGUAUCAAGGAUCUAUCAAAUCCAAAGAAUUACACGCGAUAUGGAAAUGUCUCAAAGAUCAUACGAUAUCCUAACUACGAUACGAGCCUGAUGGUGAACGAUCUGGCCCUACUAGAGCUAACGGAUGAUAUUGAAUUUAGUGUGCAUAUCUCUCCGAUCUGCCUAUGGCCGGUGGGUGGACCAAAUAUAGAGGAUCUGGCAGUCAAUGAGCAGGGAACAGUCGUUGGUUGGGGGUACACAGAGAACAGCACGAUUUCGCAGGUUCUGAGAGAAGCUAAAAUGUCCAUAAUUGACUUUCAAAGCUGUGUGGAAAAUACAAAGUCGUUUCAACCACUCCUAGCGAAGGGAAGAAAUUAUUGCGCAGGAAACCGAGGUGAAACAACAGUUUGUAGAGGUGACAGUGGAGGUGGAAUGUAUUUUAUGAUUGAUUUUACGUGGUACUUGCGAGGAAUUGUCAAUCAAGGUACACCAACGCAGGACACCCGAUACCCGUGUGAUCCCAAGAAGGAGGUUAUUUUCAUGGAUGUGACGUUCUAUCAGAAAUGGGUCGAAAGGUAUGCUCUUCCGAAGCAGCACAACAGACUGGGGUUACAUAGUUGUGGCCUAGGCAGCUACGUAGAAUCAAUGCAAAAGGUGAACAAGGUUCUCGCUCCAGAUCGAAACCCAUGGAUAGCUCAUCUACAUUAUUUGUUUUGGGAUCGGUUUUAUGUAAGCGACUGUCACGGCGUUUUGAUUCAUCCGGAAUUCGUUCUGACUCUUGCCAGGUGCAUUGUAAAGCAGUCCAAUCGUGAAUUAUUACACGUUAUACUCGGUGAGGAAUCGAUUGGACCGGACCCGUAUGACGAAAGUCAAUUCGAUGCUCAAGUUGUUGGAAUCACGGAUUCAUAUGUUCAUGAGCGAUUCAGUCCUGAAGGAUUCGGUUAUGAUGUUGGCCUGGUUCAUUUGGAAAGAAGAGCAGACCUUCAGAAAGACAGUAUCGAACCAAUCUGCUUACCGUCAACACUUGAGCCCAACCCGUACUACAUCUUGACUGCAUGGUACAGGCGAGACGAUCACCCGAAGGAACUAAGAGCGUCGCUUUUGCAGCCUGUUCGUUUCAGCGCAUGUAAUUCCAUGUAUCGCCGAAUCGGAGUAGUAGCCUCGCCGGACUCUAAUCUAAUUUGUUUCCAACAUUGCAAACUCAAGGAGCAGGUUCAAGCCAAUGGGACCUACAAUUGCGAAUUGAUAUACGAUAAAGAUUGCCGUAUCCCAAUAUCCGGUGGUCCGGUAUUCUACACCAAACAUGACGGAUACAAUACCUAUACUUACCUAGCCGGUCUGCGAUCAUUUGGCUCGGCAGAUUGUAAGGACAAACUGAAUGAUAUCUACACAGACAUCGUAUCGUUAGGAUCUUGGAUCGAUAAAACAGUGGAGGAAAAAGCAUUAUUCAUCGAUGAAGUCUGGCCAGUAAGAGUUGAAAAUUUUUAUUAG
Molecule: messenger RNA, 1761 nt
Organism: Topomyia yanbarensis
Lineage: Eukaryota; Metazoa; Arthropoda; Insecta; Diptera; Culicidae
Product: polyserase-2
Exons: 4
Coding region: 1-1761 (586 amino acids)
Biological process (GO): proteolysis
Molecular function (GO): serine-type endopeptidase activity
Source: RefSeq, a predicted model, not a curated record